Ictalurus furcatus (blue catfish) is the source of this 6160-nucleotide messenger RNA. RefSeq names its product POM121 transmembrane nucleoporin (gene pom121). The record is from RefSeq and is a predicted model, not a curated record. Gene Ontology annotation, biological process: RNA export from nucleus; protein import into nucleus. The coding region runs from base 40 to 3789 and encodes 1249 amino acids. The transcript is spliced from 13 exons. Gene Ontology annotation, cellular component: nuclear pore. NCBI's taxonomy places the organism in Eukaryota, Metazoa, Chordata, Actinopteri, Siluriformes, Ictaluridae. Gene Ontology annotation, molecular function: structural constituent of nuclear pore.
GAAUUAUGGGAUAUUGUCCAUCGGCGGCGCGGUGCCGCCAUGUCUCCUGCAGAUAAACGGCGACUAGCUUUUAUCUCUCUACUCGUUAUUGCCCUGUUUUUCCUUUUGUUGAUUUGUAUACCGACAUAUCUGUAUAUACUUUUCUUUUUUGUCGUAACUGGUGCCGUUUGUUAUUAUAAAGCAGAGGAGUUUCAGCUUUUCGAGAGGUUGGGCCUGAAUCCCCGCCGUGGGCUGACAGUUCCUACCGCGCUGUGGCGCUGGUUGCCGGGCAGGACUUUGACUGGCGUCCCGGCAGGCGGGCGGAACAAGACUCUAACUAAUAAAAACGAUGUUAGAAAUUCUUUAGUGUCUCCCAGCGAUAGGAGUUGUGUCGGUUCUGUUUAUAAGCGAAACGCAACGUUCAGCGACUCAGUAUUCAGUCCUCGGAACAUCCUGAUGGGGAGUUACCUCGCUAAGGCAGAAAGUCCCUCCGGCACAUGGCGGCCCGCUGGAAGCUCAGGCUCUGGCGGCAACCCCAGAGAACAACUCCGGGAGAGACUUGUCCGACCUAAUCAUGGAGUCCCGCCGCCAAACAGAAGAUUGUCUUUUGGCAACAGUGAUCCGGUGGGUUCUGCAGGGAAGUUCACCAUCACCCCUCAGAGACAUUACCCACUGCAGCAGGUAGGAACCUCUCCGGUGGGCUUAUUUCCCCCAGCUCAGUGGGACAACUUCCACAAGAAGAACGUUCUCACGCAGCGCAACACACCCAUACACAGUCCUGUUACAGUGAAGAUCGCAAGACCGGAAAACACAACACGCUUAGCAUUUUUUGAUCAGUUGAACUCCACUGGAGCAGUCGCAUCCCCGGAGUUUGAAGCCCGAGCUGACCCGUGUUCUAGGGAGACUGUACUGAGCGUGCUCAGAGCAAGCCGUAAACGUGACGUUGAUAACGACGAUGAUGAUGACGACGAGAGAGCCCAUGAAGCUGGGCAAAAGAGCAAAAGGAGGCGGAAUGACAGCAGUGGAAGUUCCCAGUCAGUUUUCGAGCCACUGCUAGCUAAUGGUGCUCCAUCCCAGCUUGUACCAAAACCUGGAAGUUUGAAGAGAGGCUUGAACGUCUCCGUGUUGGAGGAGUCCAUGGUAAAGAGAUCUCGGACCUCUUCGAUUAGCUCAGUUAGUGGAUGUCCUGUUUCCUUUGGCGUGCCCGGAUCAGCCCGCAACCCUAUUCGUAGCUCUUACAGUUCCUCACAGGGUUACCCUCAGAGGAGAUUAGCAUCUAAUCUGAGUUCAUCUCCUCUUGUGAGCCCUGGAUCAUCACAGUCUCAGACUCCUGAGAGGGUGGCCAAAAAGCCGAGGGCAGAAGAUGCCACUUCACCACAUUCUGAUUCAGCUAUUAACUCCGAUAAGACAGCCACUGAAACUGCCCCUGGUUCUGGUAAAUAUGCCCCUAUGCCUGAUCCCCCUGUUACAUCACGGUCAGACUCUGGAGGAAGCGGUGGCAAACGUAAACGUAAAAUCCAACUGGUGUCCAUGUGCAGAGGCGAGCAGAUAUCUUUGCCCCCACCCCCUGAACUGGGCUAUACAAUCACUGUGAAGGACCUGGAUAUGGAGAAAAAAGCUACUCUUAACCAAAUCCAGAAAGUCCUUGAGGAGCCUGAGCCAGAGAAGCCAAGCUGUGCCCCUUGUUCAUCUGCUCCUGCUGCUCCCUCCGUUGGCAUGUUUUCCCAGAUAGUUUCAUUUUCCUCAGCUUCAGCUGCCCCUGUAGGGAGUGCUACUUCACUGGCCUCCCUGUCUACCCCAGCUGCUGGUGUUCCACCUGCCUCCACUGCAAUUUCUACCCCAGCUUCAGCACCAGCUAUUGACCUCACAGUUACUCCAUCCAGCACAGUCAGUGCUACACCAAUCCAGACUGUGGUGCUGCCUACACUUGCCACCAGCACCACUUUAGCAGCACCAGUGGCUAAUUCACUAUUGGAAUCUCUUAAGAGCAUGAAGAGCAGCUCUCUACUCAGUGUUCCCUCUCCUAUAGCUGCUACCUCUGCAGCUCCAGCAACGUCUGUGGCAGCCCAGGCUCCCUCUUCCAUUACCUCCACUUCUUUAACUUUUGGGGCUGUAAAAUCUGAGCCCUCCUUUGCCACUCCACAGCCCACAGUGUCAACUCCACCUUCAUCAGUGACCUCUGCUUUUGCCCAGAUUCUGGCUCAGCCUUUACCAUCCUCAUCCACCACACUCACCCUUGGAGGAGGCAGCCUCUUUGGCUUCACUUCUUCUGUGCCCACAUCGUGUGCACCAACUGCUCCUACAGUCUCUGCACAGCCUGCUAGCAGUACAGCCAAUCCAAACCCAUCAGGGUUCAAGCCUAUUUUUGGGCCAGCCGUGACGACGACAGCCUCCACCGCAGAGGUCAAACCUACUCAAACCACUUUCAAGCCUGUUUUUGGCGGUGCAUUUAAUCAGCCGGCUUCUUCAACUUCCUCUGUACCAGCAACUCAGAGUAGCACGUUUCUAUUUGGUGUAGUCACUAAAACUCAGCCAGUGUCUUCCUCGGUCCCCUCAUCAGUCCCCAAUACACAGAAUCCCAGUCAAUCUCUGUUUGGUGAUCAGACUAACAGCCAUUCAGUGGCUGCUUCUGUCUCCACCUCUAGUACCCAGAAUCUUACUCCAGCUCUGUUUGGUGGACUGACUAACAGCCAGACAAUGGCUGCUUCCGUUUCAUCCUCCUCAAAUAUCCAAAAUUCUACUCCGUCUCUAUUUGGUGGACUGCCUAACAGUCAGCCAAUGACUGCUUCAGUUUUGUCAUCCUCCUCCAAUACCCAGAAUCCUGUUCCAUCUCUGUUUGGUGGACUGGCCAGCAGCCAACCUAUGGCUGUUUCAAUCUCGUCAUCCUCCUCCAGUACCCAGAAUUCUAUUCCAUCUCUGUUUGGUAGCUUUGCUGCUCCAAAGAGCACCUUUCAGUUUGGAGGUUCGUCAUCUACAGCCACCACCUCUGGAAUUAGCACUAGUACCACAACUACCAACAGCAACAAUACAGCUUUACAGUUUGGUGCUUUAAAACCAGCACCAACUGCUCCUCCUGCUGCUCCUCAGAACACAUUCACCUUUGGCCAAAGCCCAGCCACCACCUCCUUUACAGGGUUUGGUACGGCCAACAAUACUACCCCCAUGACAACAAACACCCCAGCGACCCAGGCCACGUUUGGUAGCCCAGUAUUCAGCACCUCCACAUGCUUUGCCAAUCCUCAAGCUCCUACUCCAGUCAAGCCUUUUACUUUUGGUGCCAGUGUUGGAGGAGGUACUGCAGUCACACCACUCGCAUUCGGCACACCCGCUAGCACAGCUGCACCAACAUUUGGAAAUUCUACACAGUCUGCAUUUACUGGAGCCUCCACUGGUUUUCCCUUUGGUAACACAAGUGCUUUGCCAGUGAGUGCUGCCUCUAUGCCAUCUGCUACCUUCACAUUUGGAGCAGCACCAGCCACACCGCAGAACUCUGCAACAUCUGGAGGUUUUAAUUUCGCAGCAGCACUUUCCGGAGCACAGUUUGCAACACCUACGCAAGCAGGGCAGAAUCAGGGGUUCUCGUUUGGAGCAGGCAACACUGAUAAUAAGCCUACUUUUGGAACCUCCACCCCUGCAUUUGGCACUGCAAGUGGGCCCCUUCCAUUUGGCAGCCCUGGGACACCUGCAGGGGGAUUCAGUGCUUCACCCUUUGGCCCUCCUUCAGCCACUUUUUCAAUUGGUGCUGGCUCAAAGCCCAGCGGUUCACGACAAAGACUACAGGCUCGCAGGCAGCACGCAAGGAAGAAGUAAUGCCAACCGCGAGGACUUUAUUUGGACACAUGCAACACCCCUUAUGACUAUUCUAGAUGCUGCUGCUAACGGGACUUUAUCAGGAUUCCAAUAGGACUUUAACACAUCUGAUGUUUGGGUUGAAGUAUAAUUAGGUACCACCAUCCCUUUUUUAGGUCAAGAGAUCUUGACAUACCAACAUCUUCCUGUGUGGAGUCAGACUGACAGCAAGUUAUGUGGACAGACAGAACUACUUGGCAGAUUAAAAGAAUGAUGAGACAAUUUAAGAACCUGAACAUGUGAAUUUCAGGCUAAAGAAGCCGAAUUUGGGUUUGAUUCUUUGCUUAUCAGGAUAUUGUUUUGGUUUGGAUUAUUUUUUUUUUUAAUAGCUGUCUGUGUGACACAUUUUUAAGUCGUCAUUCAUAUUACAAUCAUCGUCACUAAUCGAUUUUUGCUUUUAUUCAGAUGAAUACUUUCAACAAAACACUUUCAUGUAUCUCCUCCUUGACUGAAUUGCUUACUAAGGUUGCCUGAGUCAACUCGGUCUUCAGAAAAUGUGUUUUAAUUGAAAUAUGUCCCUCAUCCAAAUGCAUUGAGCAGCAAAAUAAAGUUGUUUAGUAUUUUUUAUCGCUUUUACGGCCUAUCCCUUUAAAAUAUUUGCUUGGCUCAUGCUUGAGUGAGUCAUAUUUUAGUUGAGAUGUUUCAAACCAAAACAGAUGAUUUAAUACAAGCUGUUCUUGUUUACAACCAUCUGUGUGCUAUUGGCUAUUUGACUACCUCGUAUGUUUACUCCAGUGUGUAUUACUCAAUGUCCUCUCUUUAAAUGUCCCAUAAUCUUAAGUAUUAGAAUUUUUAGUAACUAUUAUUAAGCAUAAUUAUUCAUAUCGUUAAAAACUCUUGACUCUUGUCCCAUUAACCCAACUCUUUCUAUGUCCUUCCUAGACUGCUUUUCUUGUCCUUGUGUUUUGUCUUUUUCCUUUUAGAGCUAAUACGUCACUUAAUAGUCCAUCUGUGUCUGUACCAUUGUCGGUGGGCUGGGAGUGAUCAUCUUCCUAAGCUAUACAUUUGCUAUUUAUUCAUAUUCUAGAGCUUUUUAUACAUUCAGAAAAUCCCUGCCUUGUUCUUUUAACAGGUUUGAAUAUUAGACAUUGCUUCACCUCUGAAUUAUUUUACAAUUAUUUGUGCCUUAGUGCAUCUGACUGCAGGUUAUGUGCUGUGAAUGUCACACUUGCGUGAAGGCUGUGAAAGCAAUAGAAAGCGACUGAUUGGCUUUAAUACGUAAUGUUUAGGACUUUUGUGAAUAUACUCAACUAGUUACUGAUCUCAGGGUUUUGGGCCGUUUUAAAGUUGGUCUCUGAAUUCCUUCAAAGCUCAGUCCUUUUAGAGUGAUUGGGAAAACGUGUGACUUAAGUGAUUUUGUGGAAAGCAUUCUAAAUGAAUGCCGUAAUUUAUUUUAAAUGCAAGAUUUGAUUUCAGACACGUGGGUCCUUUUUAUUGCAUGCCCCUUGUUCCAGACUUAGCUAUGUAAGUAUACUGUAGCUUGUGCAUGUCCUGUGAAAUAUUAGCUUUUUGUUACAACUGUUAGGGUUGAGCGAGUACUACUGUCAUUCCUAUAGAAUGGUCUCAAGCCAGAAAGCUCAACUAAAAGUACUUUACAUCAAAUGUAAAAUACUUUUAUGUUGCAAAUUUAUGUUGCUAUGAACCUAGGCACUAGAGCUAAUCAGCUGACCAGACUUGUUUAAGGAAAUCUCAGGUGUGUAUUUUAAGGUAUUUAGGUAGGUUGUUAUACAUUCUGUUGAAGUCAUGCGUUUUCUUUAUGCCCUGAGCACAGUCGUUUCAGGAUACACAUUUGGAAGCACAUUUUCCCCAGUCUUGUUGUUCACACUUGGUAGAAACCCCACAGUAUUUUUUUUUUUGUAUAAAGCUGCAUGGACACAUUAGUAUUUAGUAUGGUAUUCUUUCUGUUGGAUUGUGUAAAUAAUCGAGUGGGGAAAUAGCAGGGGACCAGGUUUUACAUUAUGGUGCCCUAGCAAACACACUGAACAUGGCACAUAAGUAGACUGUUGAGCAAAUGAGUAUACUGAGAGCUGGAUUUCUCACUAUGUAUGUCUGUGACUAGAUACUGUAUCGUGUGCUUUCCAACUGUAGUGUGUAGCGCGUGGGUGUAUGUAAAGUUGAUGCCUGGAAAAGCGUGUGAGGUGGUGUGUGAGUGACUUGGAGCAGCAUUUUAAAAUAAAUCUGUCUCUGUUCUGGUGGUAUGUGCUGGUUUUCAAUAAAAAAAUGUAACAAAGUCUUUGCCUGGAUUGCUGUUUAACAGGGAUGCAGUGUUGAUCUGGCCCAUUAUGGAGGCUCCUGAGUUGCCUUAAAUAAAUGACUCCAGAUUUGGAAUAAA